UGACAUCACAGCGACGUUUUGCCCAAACCACAUCACACACACGGUCGAGUGUUGGCUCGUCGCGUCGCGUGUUGUUACACAGCAGUAUUCGCGGUGGCGCGCCUGUCGCCCGACUGCUCGCUGGUCGGAGGCGCCUGCACACAGAGAGAUGGCAAGAGAACCGUAGCGGAUCGUGGGGCCUGUUUGGUUGGGUAUCACACCGACCACCGCGGCGUCGGAGAGCCCGUCUGAGGCGCACUGAGCAGGCGAGAAGCGGCGGCACGACGACGGGCAAGAGGAACCAUGGGACACAGAGUGGGCUGAACCGGAGGGUCUAGCAGCACACACCAGUUGUUUCCCACUGUGGUGUAUGACAUGGCCACGGCCUCAUCCAGAGCCGAGUCUAGCCAUAACCACAGAGGAACGUCACAGCUUCAUGCCAUUGUUUCCUGUGCCAAGAUCAAGAGGAAGAAGAGCCUGUUUGGGACGGCCAUUUAUGUGGAGGUGACAGCCGAGGGGGAGUCGCGCCGUACAGCGAAGUCUCACAGCUCCUCCAGUCCUAAAUGGGAUGAGAGGCUCACUCUGAGUGUAACACCGCACACUCAAGUGGAUUUCAAAGUAUGGAGUCACUACACCCUGAAAGCAGACGCUCUGCUGGGCAAAGCCACACUGGACCUGAUGCGAGCACUGGAGCAGCAUGACAGAAAAUUAGAGAAUGUGAAGGAAGUGCUGAAACUGAGCGUUGAGCAGAAGGGAGCUCAGGUGCCCACGGGGGAGCUGACUGUCUACCUUGAUGGGCUGACUGUCACUGACCAGGAGGAACCAGCACAGCUUACCAACGGCAAUGCUUCGAAUGGCACCAAAGUCCAGCAGAAUGGUGAUGCCAUCCAUGAGAACGGAGACUCAUUGUCUUCUUCCUCAAGGGCUGCCAACAGCACAGUGAAUGGUACAGACUUGGACCCCAGGUCAGAUUCCUGUUCGGCCUCCAAUGGUGUGGAUGGCCUGGUGCCUUCAAGCUCCAGCGGCCCUGCCCUCGGUCAUGUUGUCAAUGGAGACGCCACACCCAACUCCACCCCGAGCCACCAACCAUCAGAUAGUGACACAGAGAGUAGGACUGUCAACGGGGAGUCCUGUGACGUUGCUCUCGGUCCAUCAUCUGCCACAUCUGGUGAUGUGCUGCCCCCUGCAGAUGACCACGAGGACUGCAGUCAAGAUGCCGUCCCGUCCGACUCUGCCACAGCACCAAAUAGCACAUUUCAGCCCCCGCCACCCUCCACGCCGGCUCCAGCCUCCUCUUCUGCUGCUACACCUCCCGAUGGCACUGCUGCUGCUGCUUCCUCCACAUGCACCUCCUCCGCCCAGGGGACCACCACCAUCACAAGCACCUCAUCAUCGUCCUCUUCUCCCCCAGCCCUGGGAGAGGCAGCUGUUUCAGGAGCCGGUGGUGGUAGUAUUAGCAGCAGUGCAACUGAAACUCCAGAUGGGGCCAAGCCUAGACAGCAGGCCCCCAAUGCUGGAGCUGCAGAUCCUCUGCCACCAGGAUGGGAGCAGAGGAAAGACCCACAUGGCAGAACGUACUAUGUAGACCACAACACCAGGACUACUACAUGGGAGAGACCACAGCCACUACCACCAGGUUGGGAGCGCAGAGUGGACGACCGGGGCAGGAUCUAUUAUGUCGACCACAACACCCGCACCACCACGUGGCAGCGCCCCACGAUGGAAUCAGUCCGCAACUUUGAGCAGUGGCAGAGCCAACGCAGCCAACUGCAGGGAGCUAUGCACCAGUUUAACCAGAGAUACCUCUACUCUGCAUCCAUGAUGUCUGCUGAGAACGAUCCUCUUGGUCCACUACCUCCUGGCUGGGAGAGACGCGUGGACUCUAAUGACCGAGUGUACUUUGUUAACCAUAACACCAAGACAACACAGUGGGAAGACCCCCGAACCCAAGGGCUACAGAAUGAGGAUCCUCUUCCUGAAGGUUGGGAGAUCCGGUACACAAGGGAAGGGGUGCGCUACUUUGUGGAUCACAACACCCGAACCACCACUUUCAGCGACCCUCGCACUGGAAAGUCCUCUGUCACCAAAGGCCCUCAGAUCGCUUACGAGCGCAGCUUCCGAUGGAAGCUUGCCCACUUUCGCUACUUGUGCCAGUCCAAUGCUCUACCAAGCCAUGUGAAGAUCACUGUCUCCAGACAGACGUUGUUCGAAGACUCUUUCCAGCAAAUUAUGGCGCUCAAGCCCUACGACCUGAGGAGGAGACUUUACGUCAUCUUCAGAGGCGAGGAGGGUCUCGACUAUGGCGGCUUAGCCCGAGAGUGGUUCUUCUUGCUGUCCCACGAAGUGCUGAACCCCAUGUACUGCCUGUUUGAGUACGCCGGUAAGAGCAACUACUGUCUGCAGAUCAACCCAGCGUCGGCCAUCAACCCGGACCACCUCUCCUACUUCUGCUUUAUAGGCCGCUUCAUUGCAAUGGCACUUUUCCACGGCAAGUUCAUCGACACAGGCUUCUCUCUACCUUUCUACAAGCGCAUGCUGAACAAGAAGCUCAUCCUCAAAGAUCUCGAGUCCAUCGACCCAGAGUUCUACAACUCACUUAUAUGGAUCAGGGACAACAACAUAGAAGAGUGCGGUCUGGAGAUGUACUUCUCGGUGGACAUGGAGAUCUUGGGAAAGAUCACCUCGCAUGACCUCAAGCCCGACGGCGCCAACGUCCUGGUCACCGAGGAGAACAAGGAGGAGUACAUCAGUCUGAUGGCGGAGUGGAGGUUCUCGCGUGGGGUGGAAGGUCAGACCAAAGCUUUCCUGGAUGGUUUCAACGAGGUGGUUCCACUCCAAUGGCUCCAGUACUUUGAUGAAAAGGAGCUGGAGGUGAUGCUGUGUGGCAUGCAGGAGGUUGACCUUCAGGACUGGCAGAGGAAUACGGUGUAUCGUCACUACACCAGGAACAGCAAACAGAUCAUCUGGUUCUGGCAGCUGGUGAAAGAAGUGGACAACGAAGUACGACUGCGGCUCAUGCAGUUUGUCACUGGGACCUGCAGACUUCCUCUGGGCGGCUUCGCUGAGCUCAUGGGAAGUAACGGGCCCCAGAAGUUCUGCAUUGAGAAGGUGGGGAAGGACACAUGGCUUCCCCGGAGCCAUACGUGUUUCAACCGUCUGGACUUGCCUCCCUACAAAAGUUUUGAACAGCUGAAAGAGAAGCUGCUCUUUGCCAUCGAGGAAACAGAAGGAUUCGGCCAAGAAUAGAGGGUGGAGUCCUCUUGUAUCCCCCCAACCCCGUCGCUGUUUAUUCAUUCAAGUAAAACAAACUAAAAAAAUAAUUGCACAAGGAACCCACCAAUGUAUAUAAGCUAUUUUCUCAUUUUAAACCAAAUCUUAAUUUGUAGCAUAGUUUUUGCUGCAGUCCUGUUCCCCAGCCCUUAUAUAUAUGGGAACCCAUCAUGAAAUAUGCAAGAAUUUCAGCAUCUGUUUAAAAACAGAAAUCAUGGAUAUUUUUUUAAAUUAUUUCCUCCCCACUGCUGACUGGCUUUUUAAAAUGGACUGGAAGCGUUUUCGAGAGGAUCUUAUUGUAGAAGCAUAUUCUACUUUUAAAGCUCUAGUUCUAUAGAGCUUUUAAAAGGUAAGCGUAGUAUCGCGGUCUGGUGCCUGAAUUUCCUUUUCCCCUGUUUGGACCCAUAGUAAUUGUUGCAGGUUUAUUUGUUUUUUUUUGCGUGCUUGCAUGGCUGCCUCGGAAGAUGAGAAGACUGUCUUACCACCACACAGACAUUUUAGCAUGGAUCGCUACGUCUGUAAAUGAGCUUCAUCACCUAAAAGGCAACAUUUUCAGGAUGGACUGAUCUGAGGCAGAGUAAGUGGAGAAAAACCCUUAGUGGUCGUGGACAUCAGAGGCAUCGUCACAUCGUCCUGUUGGUGUAAAGACAUGGUUUGGGGGGGAAAAAAGACUGUGGUGUGAAACUCCUGGACCAAGGCUACUAUAUCUAAAAUGAAUAGGAAAAUAUUUUAAAUUGAAGUGUGUCUGUGUGAGUGAGAGAGAGAGAGAAAGUGGAGCCUGUGGUUCAGAUGCUUAAGCUAGAGAUGCUGUUCAUAAUCCUGGCCACCUAGACUGCAGCCUGCCACCUCAGUUUUGAAAAUGAUAACACACAACAAAGAUGGAGGCACAGCUUUCAUUUGAAACAUUCAGAUGUUUGUAAAAUCAUUACAACAACAACAACAAAAAAGACAAAAACAGUUCAGUGUCUCAGUUGUUGAUUCAGGGCUUGACUGAUUCUCUUUUACCUCCAAGUGUCUCCGUGUGUCUGCGAAGCCACUGUGGUUUACAGAGCACCUGACAACCUGCAAAUCCCAUUUACUUCAACUCCUCCGCUGUAGUUAUCACGCUAAACGAAUGCCCUGCCAGAGAUUUUAACCAUUAAUAUCAAAGACGGCGUAUGAUCAUGUUGUAAUAAAAGUUCAAAAAGACCUCUCAUCCAUACAUUCAGAUGAAUGUACUCCUUUCACUACAUCUAUACGUGCACUGAAAGGAGCCGCUUCCUUAGAUAUGAACCAAUCACUCGCGUAAUUGUAAAAAAAAAAAAAAAAAUCUUUAUGGCAGCAAAUGUCCUUGAAUGUCGGUGUUUGUUUGAUCAUGGAAGUGAAGCGAAAGUGCCACAGACCAGACGGUGUGUAGACUCUUCGGCAGACCUCAGGUCUGUCCAGAGCCUGACAACAGCAGCAAGGCAACGAGGCCGAUGAUGCGCUGAAUUGCUGUACGUCGUUUUUUUUUUUUUUAGUUUUUGCCCCCCCCCCCGAUUAUGUUUCCUCUAAUGCUUCAGGGGACGUGCCCUUUGUUUUUUUCAAAAUGUCACGUCUACCUUCGUUGUUUCUAAAUGACAACUCUGGUGCUUAUUCUUUCAGUCGGUAGUCUGAACGCAGGACGAUAAAAAAAAAAAAAGAAUUAAACAGCCUUGGCAGUGGCAGGCCAUCCUCCUUGUCUUCUGCAGCGUUGUUUCUUCAGACCACUGCGAACAGCAGCGAGCUGCUUCACACCAUCUCUAGAAGUGAUUAGUCAACAUAUCAGUCGUGUAUGAGGAGGGACGACCGUGUGAAGACAAACAUCUACUGUAGCAAAAAGGAGCCAGACUUUUUGAGAGAAUUCAGGACCGCAUAUCUUUGUGCUUCCUUUUGAACAGAAACCUGCAAUCAAAGAAAAAAAUCAACUGUAUGUGAAUAUUCAUUGUAUAAAGAAUAAUGAAAGUAAAUAAAAGUACUUAAAUAUUAUAAUUAAAUUACACAGAGCUGCCGCUCCAUUGUUGGAAAUCUGUGAUGCCUUUUUGUUCUUAUCAGAAAUAGAUGGGACGUUUCAGGCGGCCUUCGUUGCAGCCGGUCAGUAGAUGACACAUGACGCUGCACAUCAGUCCAGUGUGUGAUCACGUGAUCUGUGUCGACCGCGGCGCAGGCCGCCUGAAACGCAUCCAGACUGUAACAUAUCGCGUGUAGAUACACUGUAAACACCACCUACACUGUACAGAAUGCCCCUUUACAGGAGACGAUGUGUAUAGAAGAUUCAUUUUUAAUCUGCUUUCAGCCAUUUUAAAUGAAGAGAUGGAUUUAUGAGAUACAAAAUAAAUAAGUGAAUAAACUCCCCUCCACGAGCACGCUUGCUUUCUUUUUCUUUUUUUGUGUGCAAUGGGAUGAGAGGCCUUCUGCUCAGGAUUCACAACCAGAAACGCUCUGUGCUGAGAGGAAAAUGUACAAUGUGCUCUGGGUUUAUAAUUUUAUUGUUUCGAUUGGAUUUUGCUUUUGGAAAGAACCAUAUGUAAUAAAUGUUUCUGACCAUCUUAA
Scophthalmus maximus (turbot) is the source of this 5799-nucleotide messenger RNA. RefSeq names its product NEDD4-like E3 ubiquitin-protein ligase WWP1. Gene Ontology annotation, biological process: ubiquitin-dependent protein catabolic process. The transcript is spliced from 25 exons. Bases 355 to 3225 code for a protein of 956 amino acids. Lineage: Eukaryota; Metazoa; Chordata; Actinopteri; Pleuronectiformes; Scophthalmidae. The record is from RefSeq and is a predicted model, not a curated record. Gene Ontology annotation, molecular function: protein binding; ubiquitin protein ligase activity.